This is a messenger RNA of Didymella exigua CBS 183.55, 1314 nucleotides long. RefSeq lists its product as uncharacterized. Gene Ontology annotation, molecular function: lipid binding. Gene Ontology annotation, cellular component: ERMES complex. The coding region runs from base 1 to 1314 and encodes 437 amino acids. The transcript has a single exon. Gene Ontology annotation, biological process: mitochondrion organization; phospholipid transport. NCBI's taxonomy places the organism in Eukaryota, Fungi, Ascomycota, Dothideomycetes, Pleosporales, Didymellaceae. The record is from RefSeq and is a predicted model, not a curated record.
AUGUCAGUUGAUAUCAACUGGGAGACGAUCACGGGCGGCGCAGAUGGCUCCGCUCGCGCAGAGAAGAUACGCGCGUUCAUCCACGACCGAUUUCAGCAGGUCACGUUGCCAAGGUUCAUUCGCUCCGUCCAUGUUCACUCGUUCGACUUUGGCAGCGUGCCUCCAGAGAUUGAGAUCAAAGACAUCUGCAAUCCCCUGCCCGACUUCUACGAGGAGGACGAGGACGAGUCAGACGAGGACGAGUCAGACGAGGAAGAAGAAGCAGCAGCAGCAGGAGGUGCUGAUGGGCCCGCUGAAGGCCACAGCGUCAAUACCAGUCGACUGAAGCCUCCAUCAAACGACCGCCAUAUGCGCAAUGCCAGCAGAGACUCCCACGCGACAGAACGUACAACUACACACCCUGGUAUAGCGCCAUCAUACUUGAACACGAGACCAAAUGCGUUUCGACACCCCACUGAGCAGCUCGGCGCCCAUCUAUUCCCUAGAGUCUCCACACCAGGCAUUCCCGGUGGCACUUCCAACCUCAACUAUUUUCACCUGCCCCUAGGCGCAGGUCUCUCAGGUGCUACGACACCUCUAGCUGCUGUUGCUGGUGCGCAAAUACAAGGCUGGCUUGACAACCCCCACGGCCGGCCUAGGACACCGACCAACAAGCGUCUCCAUCAUGCUGCCUCGAUGAACUCCUUGACGUUGACGCCCCAGUCGAACCCAGAUCCGAGCACAGGACCUUCUUCGCAGCGUAGGUAUGAUCAAGAGAGGAGCAGCAGCUCCCUUGCCGACUCGACGGGCUCGUCUUCACAGAGCGACUACGAGCGGAUUCGGUCCCCUACACCGCCCCGCAUGCGAGAGAAGAGCGCCGAGGAUCUACAGGUCGUGACACAUGUGCAGUACUCUGGCGACAUCAAGAUGUCGUUGACCGCCGAGAUCCUCCUGGACUACCCCAUGCCAAGCUUCGUGGGCAUUCCGCUGAAGCUCAACAUCACCGGACUAACAUUCGAUGGCGUCGCUAUAUUGGCGUACAUCAGGAAGCGAGCACACUUCUGCUUCCUGUCGGCUGACGAUGCGGACGCGCUGGUCGGCCGCGAAUCGCCUCAGACAGAAUCGUCGCAGGGCCAGACAUCGAGCCUCGCACAACGGCUGAAGAUCGGCGGCCUGCUGGAGCACAUCAAGGUGGAGAGUGAAAUCGGCGGUCAGGGCAGCGGCAAGCAGGUGCUGAAGAACGUAGGGAAGGUGGAGUCGUUUGUGCUGGAACAGGUCAGGCGCAUCUUCGAAGACGAGUUUGUCUACCCGAGCUUCUGGACAUUCCUGGUCUGA